GCGCGGGCUCCGCGGCCGCGGCGGGUGCCAGGGACGCCGGCGGGCGCGCGGAGGGGCAGCGGGGCCCGAGGGCAGAGGGCGAGGGCGGCCUCGCGAGGGGUUUCCUGACGCGCCCGGCGCAGGCCAAGGCCAAGGCCAAGGCCAAUGCCAGGAGCUCAGCGGCCGACACCAGCAGGGAGGCGGUGGCGGCGGCGGCGAUGAGGCUGCUGGGCGCGGGCUCGGCCGAGACAGGGCAGGGCGCCACGAGGAGCAAGAAAAAGGUCGCGCCGGGGCACUACUGGGUGACGCCUCCAUCGUACUACGAGUUCUCGUGCGGGCGCGAGCUCGCAGUUGAGCAGUGGCACGGUGUUGAGCAGGUCGGGGAAAUCCAGAAGCCCGCAAAGUCUGGGGCCUGCCGAUUCUACCGCCUCACCAGCCUCGUGGGUCGGCAGGAGGUUGACCGUAUCCUGGACCACUGCAAGCAGAGCGACAGGUACAAGGUGGAUGCAGACUCCGUUGACAAGACGCCCACCUUCGAGUUCUAUCCUUUCCACGACGGACAGUGGGCAGACGCUGGCAUGAAGUCGAUUCUGGAGGAGUUCGUCGACAAGAGGGUGCUGCCAUACGUCCGCGAGCGAUACGACUGUCGAUUCUGUGCUCUGUCCGACAUCCUCGUGCGACGAUAUCCACACUGCUGGCGCAGGCGUCUGCCCCCGGCGGACCUCUCGCCCCUGUCGGAGAUGGACGACGACGAUCUGGACGCAGACGGCAACGGCAACGACAAUGACGCCGCGCCCCUUCCCCUCCUUGUCGCGGGGCUGGCGGGCGUCCCUGGGGAGCGGCGGACCCACGCCGUGCACUUUGACGGCCACGCCUUCGUUACGGCGGUCUUGGGGCUGUCCGACCCUGGGGACUACGAGGGCGGCAUCUACCUGCAGCCGGAGGCCGACGUCGCGUCGCGCACCUUCUUCCGCAUCGAGCCAGGGGAUCUGUUCGUGCACUCUUUCGAUCUCCAGCACGGUGUGCACGUGUGGAAGGGCGUCCGCUACAGCAUGAUUUUCUGGAUCAAGGAUUCCCUGCAGUCCGUCCGGGAGCGGACCACCCCCUGGUACCAGAGGCUCGCCGACGAGGGCGACCCAGACGGACUCUACCACCUGGCGCAGAGCUACGAGUUCGGUACCUUCGGGAAGCGGCUGGACCUGGACAAGGCCAUCGAGCUGUACGAGCGCAGCGCUGCCCUGGGGCACCACUUCGCCAUGAACAACCUGGGCCUCGUUUACAGGCGCGUGCACGAGAGGGCGGGGGUCGCGGACGACCUGGAGAAGUCCUGCAAGUGGCUGAAGGCGGCCGCCGAGACGGGCUUCGCCAUGGCGCAGAAGAACCUGGGGCUGGCGCUCGCGAACGGCAGCCAGGGCCUCCAGCAGGACGACGCUCAGGCGGUGCUGUGGUUGAGGAGGGCGGCGGAGCAGCUGGAGGUCAGCGUGGACGGCCACUUUCCCCACGACGGCCCCGACAGCCCGACGACCCCAGACACCCCGAGGAAGCCGCCGACCACCCCCCUCCGACAACUCCGACGGCAACCCGCUCCAUCUCUUCGCCUGCGGUGCCGGCUGCUCGGUGGAGGCCGCCUAUAUGAUGGGUGA
This is a messenger RNA of Prorocentrum cordatum, 1622 nucleotides long. NCBI's taxonomy places the organism in Eukaryota, Dinophyceae, Prorocentrales, Prorocentraceae. The record is from the annotation of a GenBank genome assembly.